This is a messenger RNA of Rubroshorea leprosula, 933 nucleotides long. The record is from the annotation of a GenBank genome assembly. Lineage: Eukaryota; Viridiplantae; Streptophyta; Magnoliopsida; Malvales; Dipterocarpaceae.
GUGAUGUCUAAAGAACUUGAUUCACCAAGAAAAUGGAAAAUAUGCUGGAAUCAACUUUUCUUUGGCUCAAAAAGUUGAGGAGGAAUGAUUUUCAUGAUCUAUAUGUAUACCUCUGCCUUCAUCAAUGACAUUUGCAGCAAGCAGAGGCAUCCAAACACACAAAAAUCCCUUGAUUUCUAGCAAUGUAUCAUAACAUUAACAUCCCCCCAAACCAAUAUCCUGCUCCAGACAAUGGCCGUAUCUUCAACAUUGUCUGCGUCAAGAAUGCAAGGAAACCACUUCCCUACAAUCCGUAUGGUUGGCCGAGAGAUACGCAGUACGGUAACCUUCCAAACUACCCCCAGCAGCCUUUGGCUACGGUUGGGAAAGAUAUGCAGUACGGUAAUCCUCCAAACUACCUCCAGCAGCCUCUGGCUACGGGUGCAUGGAAUCAGCAACAACAGGUGGUGCAGUCCCAGUAUGAGAUACUGAAGUUUCACUUCCAGCGAUAUGACACCAACGGAGACGGCCGCCUCAGCCAAGCCGAGCUCCGCAAAGCGUUUGCCACCCUGGGUUCGCGCUGCCCUCCCCUGCGAGCGUGGCUAUCAUCCAAUGAUGCUGAUAAGAAUGGAGAUGGGUAUAUAAAUCAGCAAGAGCUGGACGCUCUCAUUCGUUACACUAUACAGUGGAUGGACACCAAGCUCUAGAAUGUUCACUGGGACAUGGGGUCGAACACUUAACUGACUUAAGUGCAAUAAGUAAUGGGCCAGGGCUAGCCUGGUUUGUUUAGUAAAUGGCUGCUGUGUGCUUUAUCUAGCUGUUUUGUUUAGUGUGUGGUUAAUGUAAUGUCUGUGGCUUCCCUUACAUGAUGGAGAAGCUAGUUCAGGUGUUUUCUUAUACAGUGUCUCCUGUAACACUUCUUAUAUAUACAUCUCAUAAAUAAUUACCUUACAU